UCACGUCCCAUAGACUGCACUCCCAAUAAAAAUCUUUUAAUUUGAAGACACGAACAUAUUGAUUGAAACUUUUUCAUUAGAGUUAAACGGCCAAAGCGAGUGUGAGCUUUUUGAUAGUGCGGCGGUUUAGGUAGUGACUACUUAAAUUUCGUCGAUUUCAAUCCUACUAAGAGCCAAAGAAGAAUUGACUCCAUCAAUUGACUUCUAGCCCGCUUAUUUAGAAGUUUGAGCGCUAACAAUUUAAGUUUUCUCCGCUGAUUAUUUUUAAUUAAAAUCGUUUUACUGACUUGAGGCAGUUUAUUCGCUCAUUUGUAUGCUGGUUUUCUGACAAAGGAUGCUUCGAAUAGUUACUGGAUAAAAUUGGCGUCUUAAAUGGGACGUUGAAAAUGCUAAUUCGUUUGCCCGUCAUGUGAUUAUCGUUUUCUGUGCGAACGAAGUUGAUUUUUCCUCAUUUGGGAGCAUUGGAAAUAUGGUGAUUGUGAUUUGGAAUUGGAGUGUCUUACUUUUAGUUACAGUUCUUUGGAACGAUGCAGAGUCUCUAAAAAUAACAAGCCUUUAUGUACCAAGAGGAGCUACCGACGACGCUUACAUUGACUGUAGGUACGACUUGGAAGGAGAGCCGCUUUACGAUGUUAAAUGGUACAAGGACGACAUGCAGUUUUUCCGAUGUAUGGCCGAUGGCAGCGUCCAUGAGUUCCCAGUUGAAGGUGUUUACAUUAAUUACUCGAAUCAUGCAACAGUGGGAUCCUGCCCUAUAAACCUCACAAGACUCUCCAGCAGUUCCGCAGGAAAAUACAAGUGCGAAGUGAGUCUAGACGCUCCAACUUUUCGAACCGUCUCCGAAACGAAGAUUUUGAGAUUUAUGCAGUCAGAGAGGAGGACACAAGUGAAAAAUGAUAUUAGUAGUCAGAAUAUGAAAAGUGUUUUCCGAAAUCAGACAGAUGCAUUCAAAGCACAUUCUGGUGUAACAACAUCCAAAGACAGCUUGUCCAUACACGUAGUGAUAUUUAUGUUGAUAUUUUGUAGUUUUUAAAAUAAAAGUAUCAAGUACAAAA
Molecule: messenger RNA, 1055 nt
Organism: Dendroctonus ponderosae (mountain pine beetle)
Lineage: Eukaryota; Metazoa; Arthropoda; Insecta; Coleoptera; Curculionidae
Exons: 6
Coding region: 470-1033 (187 amino acids)
Source: RefSeq, a predicted model, not a curated record